Plasmodium reichenowi is the source of this 5924-nucleotide messenger RNA. RefSeq names its product liver specific protein 2, putative. The annotation marks the transcript as partial. The record is from RefSeq and is a predicted model, not a curated record. NCBI's taxonomy places the organism in Eukaryota, Apicomplexa, Aconoidasida, Haemosporida, Plasmodiidae. The transcript has a single exon.
AUGGAGAAGGCUUCUAUUUUAUCGUUUAUUUUCUUUUGUUCUGUUGUUUUCGUUACAAGAUUUAUCGGAUAUUUCAUUUGCAAUCGUUAUAUGAGAGAAGAACCAUAUAAUAAUAUUUUUGAGAUAAUAGAACCUGAGAAUUUAUAUAGUUCUUUAUUAUUAUUGUCAAACGAAAAGGAAAAUGAUUUUGGUAGUUCUACAAAUUGUAACGGAUAUAUGAAAUGUAUUCCCUUUUAUAAAAAUGUUUCUGAAAGAUGGAAGAGAUAUAAUUUUAUACAACUUUAUAUAAUUAGAAGUGCAUUAAAUAUACACGUCAUGAGUAAAUAUAAUAAGGAAACGAACAGAUUAUUAAAAAGAUAUAAUAAUGUAGAAAAUAGAAUUAAUAAUAUAUCCAAUCAUUUUUUAUGUUCAGGGUUUAAAAAAGAAAACCGUUUAUUGUUCCUUUUGUUUUAUAAAACAAUUAAGAUGAUGAAAUUAUAUAUAAGGAAUUUGUUUAUGAAGUAUAUUAAAACUUAUUAUAAAAGAAAACAUUUUGAGAAGAAUAUACAAACUAAUAAAAACGUGGUUCAUGUUGAAAGGGAUAAUUUUUUUGAUAUUUUAUACAUGUUAAAAAGAAUAGAUAGUUAUGUAAAGAAUAUAUAUUCAAUUAUUUCCAAUAAUUUCUUGUAUGUUAUAAGAAUAAUAUUUUUACCAUUUGAAAAAAUCUAUUUCUCUUUAAAACCCCUUAUAAUGAUAAAAAAAAUGAACAUGUCUUAUUUUUAUUAUUAUUAUGUAAAUAUGUUUUCUUUGUAUAAAAAGAAUUACAACAAAUAUCUUGAUGACUGGAAUGUAAAUUAUAACAAAUAUGAAGAAAUUUAUAUUCAUGAGCAAAGUGUAAUAUAUCCUAAUGAAUUCUUGAAAAAUGAAAUGUUGGAUAAAUAUAGAAGGGUUAUACGAAUUCUCUCUGGACAGGAUGAUAAUCCUUUUAUAGAUUCUGUUUUAGUAGGCCCUGUGAAAAUUGAAAAAGAUGGUUUAGAUGUAAAGCAGAAAAAAAAAAAAAUAAAUGAAGAGCUGAACAAAAAAAAAAAACAUACAAAUAUAAAUACAAACACAAAUAUAAACACAAGUACAAAUACAAGUACAAAUACAAGUACAAGUACAAAUACAAGUACAAAUACAAAUACAAGUACAAAUACAAAUACAAGUACAAAUACAAAUACAAGUACAAAUACAAAUACAAGUACAAAUACAAGUACAAAUACAAAUACAAGUACAAGUACAAGUACAAAUACAAAAGAAUCUCACAUAUCAGAUGAAGAAAAACUAGAAACCUUUUAUAGAGACGAAUUAAACAAAAUGGGAAAAGAAGAAAUUGAAAAAUAUUUCAAAGGGAAUAUUGACAAAAAAUCACUUGACGAAUUUUAUAAAAUAUUGCUAGAAGAGUUAAACAAAAUGGACAAAGAUGAAUUAUAUGAAAUGUAUAGAGAAGAGUUAAAUAGGAUUGAACAAGAAAAAAUUAGAAAUAUGAAUAAAGAAGAAAUAAAUAAAACUUACAAGGAAGAAAUAAAUAAUAUGAAUAGUGAUCAAGUUGAUAAAAUACAUAGAGAAGAAUUAGAAAAAAUCGAAAAAGAAAAAAUAAACAAAAUGGAUAAAGAUCAAAUAAAUAAAAUAUAUAGAGAAGAAUUAGACAAAAUGGAUCGCGAUGAAAUUUAUAGUAUGUAUAUAGAAGAUAUAAGUAACAAAAAUAUAAUAAAAGACUUAAUUAAAAAUGAAAAGGAAACAAAUAAGGAUAAAAAUAAAAACAAAAAAAAAGAUAUAGAUAAAGAUAAAGAUAUAGAUAAAGACAAAGAUAUAGAUAUAGAUAAUGAUAAAGAUAAAGACAAAGAUAUAGACAAAGAUAUAGAUAUAGAUAAUGUAGAAGAAUCAUACGGAGAAGAAAAAAACAAACUCAGCAAAGAAGAAUUAGAUAGAAUGGACAGAGACGAAUUAUAUAGAAUAUACCUAGAAGAAUUAGAAAAAAUAGACAAGGAAGAAAAAGAAAAAAUUCAUAGAGAAAAAUUACACAAAAUUGAAAAAGAGAAAAUAAAUAAAAUGGAUAAAGAUCAAAUAGAUAAAAUAUAUGAAGAAGAAUUAAACAAAAUGGAUAGUGAUGAAAUUCAUCAUGUAAGGAGAGAAAUAUUACAAGAUAUACAAAAAGAAAAAAUACAAAAUUUAGAACUAGAAGAAAUCGAUAGACUUUAUAAAGAAGAAUUAGAUAGAAUGGAUAGAGAAGCAAUGUAUGAAAUUCACAUGAGAAAUUUAAGCAGAAAUCAAAAAGAUAAUAUUAUACAUAGAAAUAUUAAAAAUGAAUCUAACCAAAAAAAUAAAAAAGAAAAUGUAAAUGUAUUUAUAAUACACGACAAUAAUAAUAAUAAUAAUAAUAAUAAUAGAUAUAAGAAGAAUAAGAAUAUAGAUGUGAAUAAUAUAAAUAAUAAGCACACAAAUAAUAAUUAUAAUGAUAAUGUAGAAGUUGAAUUAGUUGUACGAAAUUUAGACAAGGAUAAAGGAGCCAAGAUAGAAGAUAUUAUAGACUAUUUUAACAAAGAAAUUAAAAAAGACAAAAAUGUUAAUGUUUCCGAUAUAGUGAAUUUUUUAAAUUCAAAAGUAGAAAAAGAUAACACAUCAGUUCAACAUAAGAAGGAAAAUCAAGUAGAUGUUGUAAGGAAAAAUAUUAAGAUUAUUCAAGAGGAUAAUAUAAAAAAUAAAGGACAAAAGGAUAACACUGAAAUGUUAGAUAAUAAUAAAGAAAUAACAAAUAUUUAUAUAAACAAUGUUGAUGGUAUAAACAAUGUGGGAGAUAUAAACAAUGUGGGAGAUAUAAACAAUGUGGGAGAUAUAAACAAAUUUGUAGAUAUGAACAAUGCUGGAGAUAUAAACAAUGUGGGAGAUAUAAACAAUGUGGGAGAUAUAAACAAUGUGGGAAAUAUAAACAAUACUGGAGAUAUAAACAAUUCUGACCAUAUAUACAACGUUGAACAUAUAGACGAACCGGAGAAAAAAGAAAAUCUGGAUAAUCAAAAAAAGUUUGACUGGACAGAGGUAUUUAAAGACAAAGUAAGAGAUAAGAUCCAAAAUGAAGAAAAGUUCAACAACUCAAAAGAAAAUAUACAAAAGGAUAUUAUUGAAGAAGAUAAUUUAAGUGAAAAUAUAGAAAAUGGUAAUAGAGAUAAAGAAAUUCAUAAGGACGAUAGAAUCAAGGGAGUUACUUCACCAGAAAAAAAUGUUGAAGAUAUAAAUAAUAAUGAAAAAAAAGACAACUUUGUGUAUGAAUUUUAUACAUCCAAUAAGAAAGAAAAUAUAGAUAAAGAAGAAGAAAAUAAUAUAGAUGAUAAAAAUAUAAAUAUGGAAAUAGAAGGGAAUUAUCAAAUCAACAACAAAUUUGAAGAAGAAAAUAAAAAUGAAAUAAAUGUUAUUAUAGAAAAGGAAGAAGAAAAUAAUAUCGAUAAAGAUAAUAGUAAUAAUAAUAUACAAAAGAAUAAUAUUAUAAUUAAGGAUAAUACAAAUGUAAGUGAAGAUGUUCAUAUUACAGAAAGUGGUAAAGAAAUAGCGGAAUUUUUUAAUAAUAUAAUUAAGAAUAGUAAUAUCUUAGAUAUGUGCUCAAAAAUGAAUGCUUCAGAUUCUGAGAAAGGAUUUAUAUGUAUAAAUGGUAAUAACUAUAUUAUAAACCCUGGUACGUAUCAUAUAAUAAAUAUAAAAUAUCCAGAUUAUAAUAAUGCUAGAAAAAAAUGGUAUGAUUCGAUGGAUUGUAUAGAUAUAAAUAACAAGGAUCAAAAUGAUAGUAAUAAUAAUAAAGAACAUAAUUAUCACAAUAAAAAUGGUGAUGAUUUAUACUUAAAGAAAUCAAUUGAAGAAUUCAUUCCAGGAUUUUUAAGCAACAUUAAUAAAGUAGAUGAUUUAGCCAGAAUAUUUACUCCAUCCUUUAUUCAAAAUGAUAUCUUUUUAAAUUGUGUUUACAAUUAUAGAAAUGAUUUUGAUAGGAAUAAUAAUAUUUAUUCCUUUCCUGUGAAGAUAUUUUUAAAAAAAAAUACAACGAAAAUAAAAGGCUGUUCUUUUCAAAUUGAUGAAGACCCUUCGUUAUAUAAAGAUUAUGGUGAAAAAGAAUCAUUUCUAAGUAAUAAAAUUAUUUUAAAUAAUUCAAACAGAAAUACUGAAUGUGUACUACAUGCAACAAAUGAAAUUGUCGGAUUUCAGUGUGGUCCUCCAUAUAAAUCUUAUGAUAAUGUACAAUAUAAGCAUCUUACAAACAAAUCAAACGACAUGAAAAAUAUAUUUGGUAUAUAUAGUAAUAAUAAUAAUAAUAAUAAUAAUAAUAAUAAUAAUAGUUCCUAUUCUCAUUUAUUUAAAAAUAUUUUUAAUAAUGAACAUAAAUUAUAUAACGUAGGAGGAUAUUUUCAAACAGAACCCAUUAAUUGUUUUGAAUUUGUAAAUGAUAACAUAAAUGUUGAAGAUAUUUUACCAGGAUCGGUUACAUUUCCUAGAUUUGAUUUGAUAAGUGAAGCUCUAGAUGUUAAUCAAACCAGAUAUAUUUUAUUAAAUGAGACGAACCAAGAUAAAACAAUAUCUUGUACUUGUAAUUAUUUUACAGAACCUAAUAUUGUUUAUACAGGUAAAAUUAUUAUUAAAGUUGAAGAAGAAAAAAUAUAUAAAACCAAUAAAUUUCAAACUGAAUUUAAUGAUAUUAUAAAUAAUAAAAAGGAAAUAUAUGACGAAAAAAAAAUUAAUCAUGUAAUUAAAGAAAAGAAAGAUGAAGAGCAAAAUGAUAUUUCAUUUAAUAAAAAUUAUGUUAAUAAUUAUAAUGAAAAUUUUAAAAUAAAUCACACAAAUAAUUUUUAUAAUAGAAAUAAUCAUUCUAAUAAUAAUUAUGACAAUAAUUAUCACAACAAUUAUUCUAGUAAAGGAAACCACCCAAACAAAAUACAUGAUGCAUUUCUUAAGAAGAAUAAAUACAAUAUCUUUUUUAAUAAUUUAAAAUUUAAUAAUAUGAAACCUGAAAAUAAAAAUAAUCAAGACAGUCUUAAUUAUGAAUAUGAUGUUGAUGAUUAUCAUGAGGUGCAGGAUGAUGAGGACGGGUUAUUUAAGGAAGAGGAAGAUUUUAUUGAUUUUAAAGAAAAUAUAAUUAAUAAUAAUACCAACCAUAACAAUAGAGAUCUUGAUGAUGAUAAAUAUAAUAAAUAUCAUAAUAAUAAUAAUAGAAAUAAUAAUUCUUCUUUCAAGUCGAUGGAAAGUAAUCUUGAUCUUCAAAGAAGCAUAUUACAAUCUGGGGACACACAACAAGUAGUUGUAAUUAAUAAAUCUAAAAAUGUAAAUGUCGUUUUUCCAGAUAAAAAAAAAAAUGACACACAUCCAAAUGAAGAGAAGAGAACAUUUCCUAAAUAUAUCUCUUUAGUAUAUAAAGAAAAAAAUAAGCACAAUGAAAAAAUAGACAAGACCUUAACCUUUAUUAAGGAGUUUUACCCUCCAUUGCUUAGAGGAGGUAAAGACAGCAAUCCGGAAGAUAAACAAAGUGGUGUAGAAAUAAAAAAUGAUGUGGAAAUAAAAAAUGAUGUGGAAAAAAAAAAUGAUGUAGAAAUAAACAAUGAUGUAGAAAUAAACGAUGGUGUAGAAAUAAACGAUGGUGUAGAAAUAAACGAUGAUGUAGAAAAUAAAGAUAAUAUACAUGAGGGUAAUAAUAAUUUAGAAAAUGAUUCUUUUAAUGAAGAUACUAUUGAAGAACCCUUUGAAAAUAUUUUUGAUUUUAUAAAUGAAGAAACAAGUUCAAAUGAAAACUUGGAAAUAAAUCCUGAUUCAGCUGAUUCUAUAAAAAGAAAAUUAGGUCACAACUUUUUAGAAAUAAUAAGGGCAGGGAAAUUUAAAAUAAGACAUAAAGAAAAAAAAAAAAAAAAAAAAAAAAAAAAAAAAAAAAAAAA